Molecule: messenger RNA, 1584 nt
Organism: Diaporthe amygdali
Lineage: Eukaryota; Fungi; Ascomycota; Sordariomycetes; Diaporthales; Diaporthaceae
Exons: 2
Coding region: 1-1584 (527 amino acids)
Source: RefSeq, a predicted model, not a curated record
AUGGCGCCACACAUUCCACCAGCCUUCGAGGCCCUACCUGUCGAGGUCCACGGCGAUAUCCUUCGGCAGAUGGCAUCCCCUGAAGACGUCUAUUCCACGAUCAAAGCCAGUCCAAAAGCCUUGAGCAGUUUCUUGUGGUCGAGAGAAGCAAUCCUCAUCGAAGUUCUCGAGACCAAUCUGCCAGCUGAGAUCUUCGUAGAGUUUCUUGGCCUGCUUCACAUUCCUCAGUACGAGAAUUUCAAUCAUGUUCCCAAUCGGAGUGAUUACGAGGAUAGAACUCGUUACAUCGAUACGGACUACGGUCGUUUCGCUUGGGAAGCCUGCAGAUACGAAGCCUGGCCCGGUAUUGCCGGCAGCUUUUUGCAAGCUCACUUUGGACAUGUCAAUGGAGCCAAAUCGAGCGGUGUUCAGAGACAUUAUAGCACACCAAGCCCAGCCGACAAGCGCGAAAUCAACUACAUUGUGUCAAUGUACGGAACACUAAAACGGUUCAUUCAGGACUACCAGUCGUUCGUUCGAAGCAUCCUAGCCGGUGUACCCCCUCCUCUCUCAGACCUAGACCCGUCAUUUCGGCGAGAGGAAGCCCUCGAACCCAAGCACUGGCCCCCUCUUAGUCCGAACGAAACACUUCGCCUGCAGCGGGGGUUUCUUCGGUAUGAACUCUGCUGCCGCCUCAACGGUAUCCCAGCUUGGGACACGCGUCUCAGGCAAUGGACUACGGAUGCCUCCGAAGGGCCCUUUGACUCACUGUCGGGCUUUCUUCAGCGUUGGGAAGAAGAGGAGAUCCGGUCUGUCUGGACCUAUGUCCACCGACAGUACCAGGUUCUUGUUCGCGAAGUAAUGACCGAGUUUCGCUGCGAUGUUAGGCGCCUCAGCAGGAAGGCCCGAAAUUCGCCUGAGAACGAGGUGGUUCUCCUGCGAAACAUGUCCUUCGAAUUGGACAUUGAUUACUUUGGACGGUGGACAUAUUCCAUGUCCUGCCUCGGUCUUCCCCUUCUACAGCAGCUCCUUAGGUCUGAGUUCGACGAUCAACGGCGAUUUGUCAGGAAUACCACCUGUGAACUGGUUGUAGAUUUUGAGGGAGCAUUGUUCCUGUCCAAGUACAACGACGUGACAAUGGAAUCGUUCCCUCAGCCAAUGAGAAUCAAUCUUCCGACAACUACCGGUGCAAAUCCGAUAUAUGAACGCAUCACCUACGGCUUGACAACCUGGUGUCCUACCAAUCUGGGGCGGCGCCGCGAGAGACUUGAAAAGGCGGAAACAAGGCUCAAGGAGCUCGGCUGGGUAUUUUGGGAAGACAAAGUCAGGCUGAAGAAUCUCCGACUGCUUGACGUCGAGCGUCUCGUCAACCAUACUACACAGAUCGUAUUCGAAGCCGAGCGGAGCUACCCGGAGGAGGGAAUGUAUGUCACCAAAGAGGACCGCGACGGGGAGUUGUCAGCCAAGUAUGCAGUCUUCGCAACUGGUGAGGAGAGCAGGGAGUGCUAUUUCUUUGAUCGCCUCAGGGUUAUCAGCAACUGGUCAUCCAAGGAGAUUUCACCGGAAUUUCAAGAGCUCUGCUCAGUGGAAGGUCCAGAUGAGUAA